AUGACUUCUCCAUUUGUUUUGGUGAAGAUUCUAAAACUAUAUCAAAAGGAAUAUUAUGAUGAAUAUGUUUUACCUUUAUUACGUAAGCCAAAAAUAACAUUUGAUAUCAAACUUGACGACUCGUUUUUGAUAACAGAUAUUAGACGCAAGGCUGAAAAUCAUCAGUAUAAAAACAGUUCUGAAGUAAUUGAGGAUUUAUCACGUGUAAUCCGUUUUGUAGAUUGUGGAAAUAAAUAUUUCAUUCAGAAAGAUUACAACAUACACGACAAAAUGAAUCAAAUAUCAUUUGUUCUUCAAUCAAACAUGAAAGAGUCACUUAAAAUGAUUAAAUUAUUUAAAGAAGAAGGUAAAACCAUAACAGCAUGGGAUGUACUACUAAAUCAAUUAUCCUCAUUAACCGUUAAGGGUGUUUGCUUUAAAUCUGAUUCCCCCGAUGUUUUCUCAACGUUUCAUGGUUAUAAAUACAACAUUCUUGAAAAGCCUGAUUACUCAAAAAUUGAGAUGUUUAUGAAUUUCAUUAAAGAAGCCAUUUGUGAUAAUAACGAUGAAGUGUAUAAAUACCUUCUCGGCUGGAUUGCAUCAAUGAUUCAACAUCCAGGAAUCAAGAAUGAAACAGCAAUUAUUUUGAAAGGACUUCAGGGAACAGGUAAAAACAGAUUUACAGACAUUAUUUCUGAACUCCUCGCUGGUUAUUCAUGUAAAAACAUUACUGAAAUAAGUGAGCUAACGGGUAAUUUCAACUCAGUAGUUGAAAAUAAAAUGUUUCUUGUACUUAAUGAACUCAAGAAUGUAGGUGAAGACAGACUCGCAAACUUCAACGCUUUGAAAUCAAUUAUUACGGAUAAUGAGAUAAGAAUUAAUGAAAAGAAUCAACCCAGAAGAACAGCACAGAACGUUGCAAACUUCAUUUUCGUAACUAACAACGUUUACCCUGUCAAAAUUGAAGUUGGAGACAGAAGAUACGUA
Messenger RNA from Trichomonas vaginalis G3, 966 nucleotides. RefSeq lists its product as uncharacterized. The annotation marks the transcript as partial. Lineage: Eukaryota; Parabasalia; Trichomonadida; Trichomonadidae. The record is from RefSeq and is a predicted model, not a curated record. The transcript has a single exon.